Molecule: messenger RNA, 942 nt
Organism: Haemonchus placei
Lineage: Eukaryota; Metazoa; Nematoda; Chromadorea; Rhabditida; Trichostrongylidae
Source: the annotation of a GenBank genome assembly
AUGGAUGCCACUCUAUACGUGGCCAACACUGCUCUCAACACCGUGAUCAUCGUUAUAGAUGUAGCCGUCAUAUUUAUGGCCAUCAAAACGAAGGAAAUCGCUGAAAAGCUUAUUCUGUGGACAAUUUUUCUAUGUAUGAGCCUGGACAUUGUUGUGUAUUGCAACACAAUAAUUCACGAUGUCCCGAGUUUUUUCAUGGAUAAAGACCUUUUCAAAACCCCACAGCAAGCCUACCUUUCGACCCUCUUCAUCGUUGUGCAAUGGUAUUGUCAACUGUUCGCCUUAUUGGUGCUCUCUGUCCUUCAUUUCAUAGCCGCUUUUUUCCCAGCGAAUUUUCGUGCAAUUUCGUCACGACACAUGCAUAUGAUCAACCUUUUUGUCGUCCUUAUUAGUAUCCUACUCUCAGUGCCGAUGUAUACAUCAUGCUGUGGUUAUUCCUAUGUUGUUCAAAGUCACAAUUGGUUUUUUGACAUGAGCAAACCGUACUCACACAUAUGGUGGAUUUGGAACCUGACAAUCUGCGCACUUGUGGUGGCUGGCGUCGACAUAGCCAUUAUUUGGAAGAUUCGUGUGCUUCGAAUUGCUGUGAGGAAAGAACACAUGGUUUCUUCUCUUCCCACUGCUGAUACAGUGAUGGGAACGAGAGCUCACAGUGAAAAACGUAUCAAUCGUGAGAAAAGUCUGGCCGUCAACUUCCUAUUUCUAAGUGCAUGUUUCCUCAUUAUGACCAUUGCCUACAACCUUCCAUUCCGUCAAGAAACCUGGUACGAUUUUCUUAUCAAGUUGACGAGUAAUCUGAACCUCUCGAAAUGGGCAAUCUACACACUGGAAAAUGCAAAAAUACGCCAAGGAUUGCUGCAUCUUUGCGGAUGUCGCCAAGUCGAGCCGUUGACGACGUUAUCCGUUGUGAACAUUUCACCAACGCGGCGAAUCCUUCUGUAA